CCAAAUUCCAACCCAACGCCAUUCUGCAGUUUAAAACAAACGGCUUGGAGAACGCUUUCAAAUUGUAAUUUGUAAUUUGAUUCAGUGAAAUUUGAAUAAAUUUGUGGAAAUUAACAUUUACAAAAUAUGGAUACAAGCGAAACGCCGCGGCGCCAGCUGCGCAAUUCCCAUUUGGAGAACGUACAGAAUUUGAGUACACCCAUACGCAUACCGCCAUCACCAAUGCUAAAAACCCUCGGCAUGGGAACAGGAGUAAGUGUCUAUCGCCUGGAUCGUUCACCGCGAUUGGGACAAAUCCGUUCGCCAUGGGCUGUUAAGAAAAUAUUAAAGAAUACGCUGGCCAAAAAGGAUAAAUUGUUCGAUGAGCGUAUUGUCUAUGAGGCUGAUAUAUUGCGCAAACUGAAGCAUCCCAAUAUUGUGGGCUAUCGGGGCAUAGUCAAAUCCACUGAUGGUACGAAUAACUUGGCCCUGGAGAUGUGCACAACAUCGUUGGGCUCCAUACUGGAAGAGCGUCAUGAUGAGCAUCUUGGACCAUUGCCAGCGAGGCAUACCUUUAAAAUGAUCAUGGACAUUGCCCAUGCCCUGGACUUUUUGCACACGGAGGCCAAAUUGCUGCAUGGAGAUCUCAAGUCCUUUAAUGUCCUGGUCAAGGGUGAAUUCGAGAUAUGCAAAUUGUGUGAUUUCGGUGUUAGUCUGCCUCUGGAUGACAAGGGUGAGAUUAAUUUUCAAAAGAAUCCUCAACUCAACUAUGUUGGUACGGGUCUCUGGUCACCACCAGAAAUCGUUGAUGAAGCCGAGAUCAUUGACAGCAAGGCGGAUAUCUUUAGUUUUGGAUUAGUUAUCUACGAAACGUUGGCUCUGGUGCCACCACAUUUUGGAACUGUUGCCGAACUUGCAGAUGAAACUGAAAUCGAUGACGAUGAAGUUUCAAAAGAGAAUAUCGAACAGGAUCCAACAAUGGACGACGACGACGUCGCCGCCACCGCCGACGACGAAGAAGACACCGAAUUGGAUGACACAAAGGAGAAUGAUGAUGAAUUCUCUCUUGCUGAUCUGGAAAGUGCCUAUGGCACUCGACCACCAUUGCCUGUGGCUUUUCAGCUCAGCGAUGAUUACAAUUGUAUUGUUGAAUUGUUUUAUCUGUGCACCAAUGCUCUCAGUGAGGAUCGUCCAUCGGCUCGUACCAUUUGGCAAUGCUGUGAGAAUAAUGCUGCCAAUAUAACCACAUCGCUUGAAUAGGCGCAGCAACAGAAAUCAUAAAUAUAUCAUAUAUAUAUAUAUAUAUUCUGAAAAGUCAAUAUAUGCUUGCAUUUAAUGCAUCUAUAUAUAUAUAUAUAUAUAUAUAUAUAUAUUUGUGUGUAUGUGUGGGUGUGGGUGUGUGUGUUUGUAUGUAUGUUGGGUUUUGUGUGAAUCUGUGUAUAUCUAAGCUACUAAAAGACACUUGAUAACUGAAUUAUAUCGAAUCACAUCACACAAAAUCUGCUAUGAACACGUCAAGCGCACCAUGUAGCUACUGUGUAUGUAAUUGUAUUAUAUAAAUAUGUAAUAAGAUGCUCAAGUAAACUAAACGAAACAAAAACAAGCAUUAAAUCAAUCACAAUCUUCAAUCGAUAAAAACACAUAAAAACAAAAAAUGAGACGUUCAUUCAUUAAUACCCCAGCAAAAGUUUUGCCCUAAUAACAAUUAAUCUAUGUAUAAUUCAUGCACUAUCUGUAUUAAAAACAAAAAAAACAACCAACUCGCCAAUUCUGAACGACAAUUUACUAGUAGAUUAAAUAAAUAAUUAUAAUAAAAAGAAAACAAAUUAUGUUAAAUUUUAAAACUUAAUAAUACUUACUUUUUUUUUCUUCUAUUUCAAUAAAUAUUGUAAUUCAUUGAUAAGAGUUUUCAAUGCUCAAUUCAUAUGAUAAGUUCCUCUGAAAAUUCGCAUCUUUCAGUAAAACUAGUUUAAGUUUUAGAACUCACAAAGGCACGAUAUUAACUCGUUUCAAGGAAACUUUGUUUAGUUUUGAACUGAGUCCUUUCGCUGAUAACCUAGAUCAAUUGUAUAAUCAAGCCUUUCAAUUCUGAAGUCAAAAUCCCCUUUUUUGUUAGCCCUCCCAUUGAUCAUUGACAUUUUUUUUUUUUUGUAUACAAUUUCACUUACAUUUAUUAAAAAAUAAUAAUACAUACAUCGAAAUAUUAGUUUCUGUUCGGGUUUCAGCUUGUAGUAUCCAGAAGAGCACACAAAUAUAUA
Messenger RNA from Drosophila willistoni, 2237 nucleotides. RefSeq names its product lymphokine-activated killer T-cell-originated protein kinase. Lineage: Eukaryota; Metazoa; Arthropoda; Insecta; Diptera; Drosophilidae. Bases 127 to 1239 code for a protein of 370 amino acids. The record is from RefSeq and is a predicted model, not a curated record. Gene Ontology annotation, molecular function: protein serine/threonine kinase activity; ATP binding. Gene Ontology annotation, cellular component: cytoplasm. Gene Ontology annotation, biological process: protein phosphorylation. The transcript is spliced from 3 exons.